Molecule: messenger RNA, 567 nt
Organism: Cetraspora pellucida
Lineage: Eukaryota; Fungi; Glomeromycota; Glomeromycetes; Diversisporales; Gigasporaceae
Source: the annotation of a GenBank genome assembly
AUGCAAAUAUUGCCCAAAAAUUUUGACCAUGGAAUUGCUACUCGAAUGCAAGCACAUCUUAAUAAUACUUGUUUAGGAGCAUCAGAAAAUGCCAAAUCAAAUUCUAAACAAAAAAAUAUUCAACCUAAUAUAUCAAUACCUUAUAUUUCUACUAAACAAGAAUCUCUUGAGUAUAUAUUAGCACAAGCUUUGUUUGCAACAGGAGUACCAUUUUCAUUUCUUGAUAAUCCUUAUGUGAUUAAAUUUUUUCAACAUAUUCGUCCUGCAUUCAAAUUACCAAAUCAAAAAAAGCUUGCAGAUGAGUUAAUAGAUAAAGUUUAUGAGAAUGUAAAAAAGGAAUCUGAUAAACAAAUUUUAGAAGCACAAAAAGAAAGCAAAAUUUGCAAUAUAGAGCCUAUAGGAUACAAUACAUUUAAUACAUUUACAAAUCAAAAAUUUGAACAAGAAAAAUCUGUAGAAUUGUUUAUUAAAAUUGUUAAAUUUCGAAACAAAAGUUCUCCAUAUGAUGAUUAUAUUAUUUGGGAAUUAGCAGCUAUACUUAACCUGGGUAUCUUUUUAUCUAAAUAA